AUGUCAUUAGAUACAUCAGUCAAUUGGCCUUUAUUUAUAUUUACUAGUUUAAUUAUAUGUCUUCGUUCAUAUGCACCGGCAGUAUGUUUAUGGGUUUUGAAUAAAUUUUAUUCACCAUCUUCAACAACGGAUGCACUAACUGAAGAAUUAAAAACUAUAACAAAAGAAUUAGCAACAAUUUCUCAACAAGAUGAAUUCGCAACUUAUUGUCGUAAAGAACGUCGACGUAAUACACUUAUUCAACAACUUAAAGAUCAAAAAGCGACUAUUGAAACAAAACAAAAUACUUCAUUAAUAUAUAUUCGAUUACUUCUCAAUGGUGCAACCGUUUUAAUGAUGAUUUUUUUAACAAUAACAGGUCGACGACAUGAAUCAAUCCCAUUAUUUAAUUUUCCAUUUUUUCGUUUUCCUUUAAUUAUUUGGAUUAUGGCAUUAAAUACAUUUGUUACUACAAUAACUGAUAUUUAUGUAAGACAUCAAACUAAUAAAAAAAGUACAGAAUAA
This is a messenger RNA of Adineta steineri, 504 nucleotides long. The record is from the annotation of a GenBank genome assembly. Lineage: Eukaryota; Metazoa; Rotifera; Eurotatoria; Adinetida; Adinetidae.